CUGCAUUUUUACAACUCAUCUCUCUGCUUCGACGGUCGGUCUUUCGUUACAAUGGGCGGGCUUCAAAAUUUUCUGGAGCCGGGAGCCAUCAUCGCGGUUUUCACCACAGGAACCCUGAUCAACCGACGCAAGCAUGUCAGAUUGCUGGAAAGUCCCAGUGUCGAAUCACCCCUGCUCGAGAAUGGUCCUGAAGAUGUUAAACCCAACAACUACGACGAGCGUUCGCUCCGCGACCGCCGGACACCCCAAUCUCGCCUUCUAGCACAUUUCCCCUUUCUUUUGGAGAUCCUGUACUGGCUGCUCACAUAUUGGAUUUAUCAAGGUUUACGAGCAUUCUCCGCUCGGAUGAUCAGCGGGCACAAAGAAAUCUUCGACACCGCGGAGCGUCAUGCUAUCUCAAUCCUCCGCCUGGAGCACUUCUUCCACCUCGACGUCGAAUUAUCAGUCCAGCAAUACGUACUCAACCAAGUCCCAUGGCUUAUGCCCAUCUUGGCGCGCGUAUACUACUCGCAUAUCGUUCUUGGAGUGGUAUUUGUGGUAUAUUGUUAUACCUUUGUCCAACGCGACAAAUACCAAGCCCUCCGACGCACCUUGGCAUUUGAGAAUGUCAUUGCCUUCACAAUCCUUACUCUCUGGAGGUGCAUGCCUCCGCGUCUUCUCCCUGAGGAGUAUGGGUUUGUCGAUGUCCUGCACAGCAAUAAGGGUGGCUCGGCUUGGACACAGAACAAGUUUCAGCUCACGAUUGCGGCAAUGCCUUCCCUUCAUUUUGGAAAUUCCAUGUUCAUCGCGCUUUGCCUGCUCAAAUUCAGCCCCCACUGGUACUUAAGGGCGAUCGCGCCGUUGUGGCCGAUGAUGAUGGGGCUAACGAUCGUGGCAACCGCGAAUCACUUCAUUUUGGACGCUGUCGUUGGUGCAUGUGUGGUACUUACAGCUUUCAGGUUCAACUACAUCAUGCUCAAGCUGCUACCGAUAGAGAGGGCGGUGUUUAGAUUACUUCGCUUAGAGAAGCCUUGA
Molecule: messenger RNA, 1014 nt
Organism: Aspergillus saccharolyticus JOP 1030-1
Lineage: Eukaryota; Fungi; Ascomycota; Eurotiomycetes; Eurotiales; Aspergillaceae
Product: phosphatase PAP2 family protein
Exons: 3
Coding region: 52-1014 (320 amino acids)
Biological process (GO): sphingolipid biosynthetic process; inositol phosphoceramide metabolic process
Cellular component (GO): inositol phosphoceramide synthase complex
Molecular function (GO): inositol phosphoceramide synthase activity
Source: RefSeq, a predicted model, not a curated record